GGAAGGUUCACACGGGAGGAAGUGGGUUCACUCAGCACAACAGCGUAAGAAGAACCCACUGGAUCAGGCCAAUUCGCUAUCUUGUCCAGCAUCCUGUUCUCACAGCAGCCAACCAGAUGCCAUUGGGAAACCCUCAAGUAGGAUUUGAACACUCUUCCCUCCUGUGGUUUCCAGCAGCUGGAAUUCAGAAGCAUUCAGAAGCUGUGGAGGCAGAACCUAGAUACCAUGGCUGGUAGCCCUUUCCUCCAUGAAAAGUACAGAAAUCCUGCCUUCCCCUCCACUCCCAGUCUAUUCAGUAUUUUUUGCCUUUCUCUUUCUAACGAGGCAGGGAUCAGAAUACACCACACAGCCACUAAACGUCCCCCUGAUCUUGAUAUGAGCCGGUCUGCGAGAGAGACCUAAUGGCUCAAAACUCUCCCACAAAACUUCUGCGUGUGCUAAAUCCCCGCUCCAAUUUUUCAGCCUCUAGUGGCUCAUUAUGUCUGGAGAGGCACUUAGUAUUUGGGAGUUUCUCCCAAAUUGAAUCCAAAUGGUGGAUAUAUAUGGUUCUGUGUGUUUUUUCUCCUCCUAAGCCAGGACGGUUGCUAGAUUCUGAUUAAGAGAAAAUAGAGCUCCUGGGGCCACCCCAGACAGACAUCUGGAAUCAAAACGCAGCAACGAGAGCCAGGGAUACUUGAAUUUUCAACCUGGCUCUACUGCAGAUUCAUGGCAUCAGGCGAUUGCACCUGCUGUUAUCCCAGUGAGCUGGUUAAAAGCCAGGAGAGCUUAAAGACACUGUGGAAAUGGUGCCAGGAGCUACGUUAAGCAGGUGGUAUCUGGCAGCCCUCUACCUUGAGCCAGGGAAGUUGAGCGUCUUACCCAAAUCACAAAGGAGCAUUGGGUCAAAGAGUUAGGAUGUUUGGUUUUGCUAUACAGGCCAGUUUUUGUGGAUAUAAGUUCCCACCUCUUUCUCUGAUCGUGACUGUAGGCGAGGGGUGGGGACUGGAUGGUGCUCUCCUGGUGCCUUUAUCUGGGCUCUGGAAUCCUCUCCCCAGGUUGCACCCUUCAUCAUCAUCAUCAUCAUCAUCAUCAUAAUAUUCUUAUCUGCAGGGACUCGUUUUGUACUGAGAAUCCAGACUUGUGAAUCUCUGACUUAUUACCUGAAGUGAUACACCCUAGGUCAGGGAUUCCCAAUUAGCCAAGUACGGCGGACCCCCUGUUUUUCAAAAGCCAAACCAUGGUCACCCUACCAUAUCUCUAUGGUAGUUUUUGUUAUGUGAAUGGUGCUUCGGACACCCUGUGGGAACCAUCUGCAGACCACCAAAUGGGAACCACCGGCCUAGGUGCUUUGACAUCUUGCUGCAAAAGAGGCCUUGACCUCCUUCCCCAGUAAAUCUUAUCAGUCUUAACAAGAUUCUUUUCGCUUUCCAUGAAAGGAUCGCCAGUGUUUUCCCUUGGGUUAUUUGUACCUCUCUAACUGAUGCAACCCGCCCCACCUUAAUUUGUAAUGACAUAAGGAAAGGGGAAGGAGAAACUUGCAGAGUCUUAAUAAGUUGUCAACACAUUUCUUCUUAGUCAAAUGCUAUGACUGCUUCGUGUAUGAAAUUCCGGGGGGGGGGGGGCAUGCAGAAAAAAGAAAGAGGGAGUAAAAAGAUGCAAACUCCCAGAUGGCACCAUCCUUCUUACACAAUAAUGAGCUGUUUAUCAGUUACCGGCGACUCUCAUUAUGCACUAAUCAAACUGUUUUGUGAUCCAAUUGUUGCAGCUGCCAAUACGGAUCUCCCAUCUCUAUCAAGAAACCGGCUGCUGUUGAUUAUUAUGAAAGGAGAAAAGGAAGGAGGAGGCCAGACAAAUGGAUAAUAAUGGAGUCAGUAAACCGAAGAACCCAGGGAUAGCCCAUUGGAAAUCCCAUAGACUUUUACAUCCCCAAAGUGUUGAAGGCAAGAGUGGUAUUUUUCAAGGAGAAUGUGGCCAGGGAGUCAUUGCUAUCAGCUAGCAAAAUGUUCUAUGACAGCCCCUUUGCAAAUAGAGAGAAUGACUUGUGCUAUCAGAUGUGUAGUAUUUGCAGGCUCUAUUAGGAGCCAUUCCAAAAUGAUUAGCACCACAUAUUGAAAGCAGAAAACUCAGAAUUUUAUGUUUCCAAUAAGGCUGAGAGUCAGACAAUAGUCACCACCAGAACCCAGAGUCAUCCACUGAAGCUAAGGCUGCAUAAACACAAUCCAUUUAAAGCACCUGACUUCCACCAAAUAAUUUUGCUUGUUUUUAAAAAAAUUAUUUAUGCUUUUCAGGUUUAUACAUUUCACAAAUUUUACAAUCAUUUGAACAUUUCAAAACUCAAC
Messenger RNA from Podarcis lilfordi (Lilford's wall lizard), 2318 nucleotides. The record is from the annotation of a GenBank genome assembly. NCBI's taxonomy places the organism in Eukaryota, Metazoa, Chordata, Lepidosauria, Squamata, Lacertidae.